UUAACGCUAAUAUUUUCUUGUUAAUAUACAUCAACGCACUCGAGAUAACGUUAGUGUAUUAGUGUGUAACAUACGGUAUAUACAUAUAUGCAAAUUAUGUCAGGUUGUCGUUUCUGCAUUAUUCUGUUCAUAGUAGGCAUUUGUAGUCCCCUACUGAGAGCCAGUCAAUGCGGUCGAUAUCAGCUCCAUCAUCUAUCAUGUACAGGAGCUGAUGAAAGGCUUCAAAAUCAAGACUGUGAGCAAUACGAUCCUGCGAAUAUCAAAACUGACCUACAAAACCUGACACAAGAGUCGACCGAGUCGGAGAUCGGAAUCAUUAUGUCAAGAAUCGAAUGUGAGGUGAUCAAGAGUAAACAAAGACUCUGUAACCUCAGUAUUGACAUCAGAAAAAUGGUUACCACCAACUGCAGCAACAACAGACAGAGCUAAGCUGCUCGGCACAUUGACGGGAAUCUCCAGAAUGCCACUGUCAGCAGUUAUGAAGACUGUGACACAUUCCAUUCGUUAGAAUCAGAAAUCUACAUUACAUUAUGUGUUCUAUUCGGUAAACAUUUAAACACAAAUGAGGAAUGUGAAGAAUGCAGUAACAAUCACCACAUAUGUUAUCUUUUAAUCGGUUUGUUUAAAAGUAUUGUUGCCGUAUUUUUGAUUAAUGUGUUGAUUUAUUUUAUUUGUUUAUGUGUUUCUUCAUUUAAAAUAUUAUGUAGUCUUGUGCUUGUGCCGUAUUUGGUAUACUACUUAAGUGUUAAUUGUGUUACGUUAUAAUUGCAUAGCAAAUGUGAAUGUCAGACUAUUGAAACAAAUGAAAAGGUAUUAUUUCAGUAGUAUUUUUUGUUAUUAAAUAUCACAUAUGUUUACUCUUCUUAUGUUUUCUUAAUUUUUAUAUAUGUUCUGUUAUUUCAUAUGAGAUUUUUUGAAACGAAUAUUAAUGUUUUCAUUUUUGAGCCUUGGCGUGAUAAACUCAAACUUAAGGCCAAGUUUCCUAGGCAAAUUAAUUUUGAUCACAUAACUUAGAAAACUUACUGACAGGUUGAAAGAUCACAAUGUGGAGGAUAAAAUGUAACGGGUCAGCCAUUGUACUAUGGUAUUACAUUAGUGACAUAAUCCUAUAUAUAACAUGGCUAAUUCGCUAGAUAACAGGCCUAAUAUAGAAUACAAAGUCAACGUUUUGCUGUAUUUCUUACUGAUUUUCAAUGUUUUAGUUGAUUGCUUCGUCAUGCUUAGUCAUCAAUCGUUGUAGCUGCUUUGUUACAAACUGAUAUACGUUUUAGCAGUGAUGUGUCGGAUGUUCAAACACAUAGCUCCCAUGUUUCGGACACGAAUGUACCUACGCCGUAAAUAAACAGUUAAUUGACUUUCCCAUGGCUAAAAAAUUGAAUAUGAUUCAACUCAAAUGUUCCAAGUGAUUUAAAAUUUUGGAGAAAUUUGAAUAUUGAUUACGCUGAAGCCGAUAGAAGGGAGAUUAAUCCCCCAGCCCAAUAUAAGAGCUUUAUAUAUAUAUAUAUAUAUAUAUAUUAUGUAUUGUAAGCAUACAACCAUUUCAUUAAAUGAAAUUUAAACAGAAUAUAACAGAAAGUACAUGACACUAAUUCAGUGUGUGUUGAUAUGUGUCUAAACCAGGGAUGAGCACAAUUACAUGGUAAUGUAAUUAAUUAAAUUACAAUUACUUUAGACUCUAAACUGUUUUUGAAAUUAAAAGAAACAGGUCUUCUUGAAGUCGAAGUGCUUGUUCGUUUCAUUUAUAGGUAUAAUGUAAUAAUAAUGCC
This is a messenger RNA of Pecten maximus, 1766 nucleotides long. RefSeq lists its product as uncharacterized. Bases 88 to 429 code for a protein of 113 amino acids. The record is from RefSeq and is a predicted model, not a curated record. The transcript has 5 exons. NCBI's taxonomy places the organism in Eukaryota, Metazoa, Mollusca, Bivalvia, Pectinida, Pectinidae.